Molecule: messenger RNA, 3909 nt
Organism: Anolis sagrei ordinatus
Lineage: Eukaryota; Metazoa; Chordata; Lepidosauria; Squamata; Anolidae
Gene: PAFAH1B2
Product: platelet activating factor acetylhydrolase 1b catalytic subunit 2
Cellular component (GO): cytoplasm
Molecular function (GO): platelet-activating factor acetyltransferase activity
Source: RefSeq, a predicted model, not a curated record
ACACAGAGAGAGAGAGAGAGAGCGCGAGAAGAGGAAAGCGGUGGCUUUAUGCACCUUCCGACUCGCCGUAGGCGGAACAGGCGCGCCCUCUAGAGGAAGAGGAAAGCUUCCCAGCUCCAGCCAAACGGAGGAGGGGGUGUGGAUAGGAUGAGCCAGGGAGAUUCCAACCCAGCGGCUGUCGCUCACGCAGCCGAAGAUGUCCAGGGCGAUGACCGGUGGAUGUCGCAGCACAACCGAUUUGUCUUGGACUGCAAAGACAAGGAGCCGGACGUGCUGUUUGUGGGGGACUCCAUGGUGCAGUUGCUACAGCAGUAUGAGAUCUGGCGCGAACUCUUUUCCCCUUUACACGCGUUGAAUUUUGGGAUCGGCGGGGACACAACGGGGCACGUCUUGUGGAGGCUGAAGAACGGCGAGCUGGAGAACAUUAAGCCCAAGGUCAUUGUCGUCUGGGUGGGGACGAAUAACCACUUCAACACGGCAGAAGAGGUCGCCGGCGGGAUCGAGGCCAUUGCCAAGUUCAUCAGUUCACAGCAGCCCCAGGCCAAGAUCAUCGUCCUGGGCCUUUUGCCACGCGGCGAGAAGCCCAACCCGCUGCGUCUGAAGAACGCGCUGGUGAACCAGCUGCUGAAGGCCUCGCUGCCCAAGCUGUCCAACGUGCAGCUGCUGGACGUGGACGUGGGCUUUGUGCACUCGGACGGCACCAUCUCCUGCCACGACAUGUUCGACUUCCUGCACCUGACGGGGCCCGGCUACGCCAAGGUCUGCAAGCCCCUCCACGAACUGAUCAUGCAGCUGCUGGAGGAGACCCCCGAAGAGAAGCAGGCCACCCUGGCCUGACCCCCGCGGCCUGCCUCCCACUGCCCCUUGUCCCUCCUUCCUCCCUUCCCUCCUCCCUUCCUUCCCCAGGCACUACAGAACCCUCCCUGCUCCGAGCGCGGUCCAUCCUCCAAAGUUCUUUUUUCCAAGCACUGGCCAAGGGAGAGGCGGAGAGAGCCACCAAAUGGGGUGGGUGGGCGGGCAUAGCAGUAGGAAGCAAGCGGAUCAUUUCCCCCCUCCCACUCUUUAUUUGUCUUGUUUACACCCCCAAACACCCCUUCCCUGCCCCCCCCCCUCGCUCCCGCUCCCUUCUGCUGGUUCUCUCUCAUUGGUUGUCCAGGCGGAGCUCACAUUCCACUCCCUGAACUUGGAAGAGGAGCGGCUUCCUUCCAGUUAUUCCGUUUUCUUUUUAUAUACUUAAUUGGGGUUGGGGGGGUUGUUUUGUUUUUGUUUUAAGUGAUGAUAACUCGCUGCUUUCCGGCCCCAGGAGGCACCCACACACACCUGUGCCCAACCUGUGAAAAUAAUCGCAUCCGAAUCAAGUGAAGAAGAAAAAGAAGUUGUCAUUUCAGGCCGCUUGCUUUGCCGCUCUCUAGUUUGAUGCAUGCAGGGGUGGAGAUAAAAAAGGGGGGGGGGGGCUUUGCUUUGGCAUCCCGGUCACCUUCCUUGGUGUGAAACUGACACCUCUGCCCUCCUCGGGGCCGCUUGCGCUUACGUUCCUUCUAUUAUUUUAGGAAAAGCAAAUGACUGUUACUUUCUCUUAUUCCCCCCUUCCUAUGAAAUCAUCCGCACCCAUUGCUCUUCUUUCAAGGCCUGGAAGCGUUAGGAGUUUAGAGGUGUGUAUUUCCUGGGGGGCAAAGCCCACUUGCAGGCUUGUUUCCCCAGUUCUGCUCUCACUGCAAAGAGAGAGAGACAUUGAGGAGAGCAACCUGGGUUCCUUCCCCUUUCCUAUAAAAUGAUCUGCACCCAUUGCUCUUCUUUCAAGGCCUGCAAGUGUUAGGAGUUCAGAGGUGAAUAUUUCCUAGAAGGCGAAGCCCACUUGCAGGCUCAUUUCCCCAGUUUUGCAGAGAGAAUGCCAUUGAGGAGAGCAACCUGGGUUCCUUCCCCCUUCCUAUAAAAUCACCUGCACCCUCUAUUCUUCUUUCAAGGCCUGCAAGCUUUAUGAUUUCGGAGGUGUGUAUUUCCUGGGAGGCAAAGCCCACUUGCAGGCUUGUUUCCCCAGUUCUGCUCUCGCUGCAAAGAGAGAGCGCCAUUGAGCAGAGCAACCUGGGCUCCUUCCCCCUUCCUAUAAAAUAAUCUGGACCCAUCAGUCUUAUUUCAAGGCCUGCAAACUGCAAGUGUUAGGAGUUCAGAGGUGUAGAUUUCCUGGGAGGCAAAACCCAGUUGCAGGCUCAUUUCCCCAGUUCUGCAAAGAGAGAACACCAUUGAGAAAAGCAACCUGGGCUCCUUCCCCCUCCCUAUAAAAUCUUCUGCACCCAUUGCUCUUCUUUCAAGGCCUGCAACCUGCAAGUGUUACGAGUUGCAGAGGUGUAGAUUUCCUGGGAGGCAAAGCCCACUUGCAGGCUCAUUUCCCCAAUUCUGCAAAGAGAAUGCCAUUGAGAAGAGCAACCUGGGCUUCUUCCCCCUUCCUAUAAAAUCAUAUGCACCCUCUACUCUUCUUUCAAGGCCUGCAAGCUUUAUGGUUUUGAAGGUGUAGAUUUCCUAGGAGACAAAGCCCAUUUGCAGGCUCGUUUCCCCAGUUCUGCUCUCGCUGCAAAGAGAGAGUGCCAUUGAGAUGAGCAACCUGGGCUCCUUCCCCCUUCCUAUAAAAUAAUCUGCUCCCAUUGCUCUUCUGUCAAGGCCUGCAAACUGCAAGCAUUAGGAGUUCAGAGGUGUAGAUUUCCUGGGAGGCAAAGCCCACUUGCAGGCUUGUUUCCCCAGUUCUGCAAAGAGAGAAUGCCAUUGAGAAGAGUAGCCUGGGCUCCUUCCCCCUUCCUAUGAAAUCAUCUGCUCCCAUUGCUCUUAUUUCAAGGCCUGCAACCUGCAAGUGUUAGGAGUUCAGAGCUUUCCUGGGAGGCAAAGCCCAGUUGCAAGCUCGUUUCCCCGGUUCUCUCGCUGCAAUGAGCAGCCUGGGGUGCGGAGGGAUUUUGAUGGCGAGGGACCGGUCCUGUAAAGCCUUAAUUCGUGCCCAGAGAAGGAGCACGUCCCUCCAAAGAAAGGGAAAAGCCCUCAUCCAAUCUGAGCAGGAGGAAUCUCCUUGCUAAAAUGGGAGAUUCCUGGGCUUCUUUCUGACAGGGACGCAGGCAAGUCACCGGCCUAAAAUUGCAGCCACUGCUUGACGUGAUGAUUUAUUUUUUUCUUGCUGCAGGGCUUCUUAUCAUAGGAGCGGGGGGUUUCCCAUGUUGCUCUCGUGAGCAUUUCUUCCCCUGGCGUUGCUUCCUCCAGCAAAAGGCCAAGGCAGUGCAGAGCAGAGGAAGCAUUGAGUCCUGUCUUGCCCUGGAGUGGCAGCUUUUGCGCACCAAGCCGGAGCUGCAUUUCCCUGCUUUGUGCCACAGGGACGGGCAUGCCUGGGGAAGGUCAGCGGUGCGCAAAGUCCCUCGGCACACACGCAAGGCCCGGCUCCCUCCCUGCGCCUCCUUACACCCACUUGCCUACCAGCGGUCCCGAUCCUGAGCGCCACUUCUUCUCUCUCCUUUGCCUCCCCUUCUCUCUCUCUCUUAUCAAAUCUCAUUGCUGUUUACAGUUUGUGUGCUGCGACCCAGAAGAGAAUCCUUUUCCUUUUUUUUUUUUUGUCUGUCCUGUGGUGUAUGAGCAUUGCCAAUUUUAUAUUUAUUGCAGCAAAAGGAAAAAAAAAGAGGAAGAAAAAAAAUAGUGUGAAAGCAAAGGUUUGGGAAUGUUGUCUUUCCUCUUUGUCAGUGUAUGUCUGGUCUGGUCUGGGGGGGGGGAUUUGGGAGGGGGUGGCCCGGACCCUCUCCUGCGUCCCUCCCUUCCCUCUCUCUCAAAACACAACACCAACGAGACGGUGGUUCUGCUUUGGCAAAAACAACGGCAUUGGCGAGUGGUAGAGCUCACUGUUUAGUGCAUAUUUCAAUAUAAAUGUAUAUGUUUCACCAA